ACUCUCAAAUGUGUAAUCUCUACUCUCAAUGGGAGCUUGGCUGGCUUUUCUUUGGACUUCAGUUGCUACGCAGGGUUACGCUCAUGAUGCUGUAUUGAACCAAAAAAAUGCUAGGCAUUAUUUUUUUUUUUUUUUUUUUUUUUACUCUUUGUUCUUUGUUUUUCUUGCACGGGUUCAUGGCAUUGUUUCUACCAUGUUCUUUUCUUCUAUUUUUCUUUUUGCCUUGUUUCUUUUUUUCUAUUUAUUUAAUUUUCCUUUCCAACCUCUCAUUCUUGCUGUCGACUUUGCAUAUUUCAAUUUUCCUGUACCACUUAGUUUCGACUUUGAUUGGGGUUAUGUUUAUGGAAUCUGACUGAUGAGAUGAUCUGGGAGGGAAAAAUACCAGACAACGAACGAUAUUUGGGAUGACUCUUUCUCUUUUUUUCUAUUUUGAUAU
Messenger RNA from Aspergillus wentii DTO 134E9, 436 nucleotides. RefSeq lists its product as uncharacterized. The record is from RefSeq and is a predicted model, not a curated record. The transcript has a single exon. The coding region runs from base 108 to 356 and encodes 82 amino acids. NCBI's taxonomy places the organism in Eukaryota, Fungi, Ascomycota, Eurotiomycetes, Eurotiales, Aspergillaceae.